Messenger RNA from Oryzias melastigma (Indian medaka), 2557 nucleotides. It is a transcript of the gene pacsin3, whose product is annotated as protein kinase C and casein kinase substrate in neurons 3. Bases 524 to 1846 code for a protein of 440 amino acids. Gene Ontology annotation, biological process: cytoskeleton organization; regulation of endocytosis; plasma membrane tubulation. Gene Ontology annotation, cellular component: plasma membrane; endosome; cytoplasm. Gene Ontology annotation, molecular function: protein binding; phospholipid binding. The record is from RefSeq and is a predicted model, not a curated record. NCBI's taxonomy places the organism in Eukaryota, Metazoa, Chordata, Actinopteri, Beloniformes, Adrianichthyidae. The transcript is spliced from 11 exons.
GUCGCCCUCCACGGCUCAUCUUUCCAGAGGACGCCGGUUUGUCCCGCAGUCCCUGAAGGCAGCGCGGCGGGCAGUGAAGGGUUAACCCGUGUAAUCGGAUGAAUGGAGAUUGCGGUGAGCAGCAUCUGAUUACAGACACGCCAGCAGCUUUCUGAGGGGCGAGCCGCGCGCGUCCGCACCGAACCAAACACGACGUUUUCUCUCUGCUCACGGAGGAAAAGUUCACCGUCAAGCGCGGGAAAGUCCCGGACUGCCGCGAGUUUCCCGCUUUAGCCUAACUCUGUCCGUGGAGGAUAACCUGCAGAAUGUGGACGGAGGAGUGAGGAGCACGUUCAGACAGCAGCAGCAGCGCCUCCGAGCCGGGGCUCAACAGGGAUCCUCUCGUUCCCGCCUCUGCCCCUUUACCUUUCCCCCCCGAGGAGACGGAGGCUGUCUUCUGUUUGGACUCUGUCCAUUUCUAUUUCGUCUCUGAUAAGUGUUUUGUGCAGCCGCCAUCAUUCUGUGCUGCAAGGCUGACCCCAACAUGUCUUCAAAUGGAGACCUGGGCACACUCGGGAGCUCGGACAGCUUCUGGGAGCCUGGAAACUACAAAAGGACGGUGAAGCGAAUCGAUGACGGUCACCGGCUUUGCAGCGAGCUCAUCAGCUGCUUUCAGGAACGAGCUAAGAUCGAGAAGAGCUACUCGCUCCAGCUGAGUGACUGGGCCAAGAGGUGGAGGGGCAUCGUGGAAAAAGGGCCCCAGUAUGGCACCCUGGAGAAGGCGUGGCACGCCUUCAUGCAGGCGGCCGAUAGCCUCAGCGAGCUGCACAUGGAGCUGCGCCAGCGGCUGGCGGUUGAAGACAGCGAGAAGGUGCGCAACUGGCAGAAAGACGCUUUCCACAAGCAGAUGAUGGGCGGCCUCCGAGAAACCAAGGAGGCAGACGACGGCUUCCGUAAAGCCCAGAAACCCUGGGUCCGCAAGCUGAAGGAGGUGGACUCCAGUAAGAAGAGCUACCAUCAGGCCAAGAAGGAGGAGUGGACAGCAGCCAACAGGGAAACGCACGCCAAGGCCGACCCAACCAAGUCCCAGGAGGAAGUUCGCAAAUACACGAACCGCACGGAGCGCUGCAGCGAGGAGGCAGAAAAGGCAAAGGAGCGCUACCAGAAGGCCCUGGAGGAGCUGAACCGCUGCAACCCUCGGUACAUGGAGGACAUGGAGCAGGUGUUUGACCUCACUCAGGAGGCCGAGCGCAAGAGGCUACGGUUCUUCAAAGAAGCUCUCCUGGACAUCCACACACACCUCGACCUGUCUGCCAAAGAGAGCUUCAAAGGCCUGUACCGGGACCUGGGUCAGACCAUCCGAGCAGCCAACGACAGCGAAGACCUGCGCUGGUGGAGGAACGCCCACGGACCCGGCAUGAGCAUGAACUGGCCGCAGUUCGAGGAAUGGUCUCCUGAAGCGAGUCGCUCCAUCAGCAGGAAGGAGCGAGGAAGACUUUCGGAAGAGAACGUGGUCACUCUCACCAACAUCGUCUCGUCAGGUGGAGUCGAGGCUCCGCCCAGUCCCAUCACCCUGGACACUGGCAGGGUGAAGGAUUAUUCUUCAGACUGGUCAGAUGACGAGAGUCCGAAGAAGGCUGUGAACGGCGUGGGGGAGUUCGAGCUGGACGAGGGGCGUGCAGAGGGGGUGCCGGUCCAAGCUCUCUAUGAUUACACGGGUCAGGAGGCGGACGAGCUCAGCUUCAAAGCAGGUGAGGAGCUGCUGAAGCUGGGGGAGGAAGACGAGCAGGGCUGGUGUAAAGGACAGCUGAGCAGCGGGCAGGUCGGCCUCUAUCCCGCCAACUACGUUCGAGUCCUUUCCUCCUGAUGAUGGGCCGCCCUCCUCCCACAAUCCACCCUGCCCUGUUCGGACUAGGAAACUGUGAAACCACAUGAACUGGUGUGCAGACCAGGAAGCGGAGGGAGGUCCGGCUGGGCUCAGACUCCUGCUUCAGAGGAGAAGUGGGCGUGUCCUCCGCCAGGAGAGCGUCUCCACGCUGACCGGCUGGUUUGGACCGAACACCAGCAGAGUCUCAUUUCCAUGAAGCUCUUCUCCGUUACAGACGUUCAAACACUAAAGCUGACCUGUUGGGCUUCCGGAGGUUUUGUUAUUACAAACUCCUUUUCUAAGUGUUGGUGGUACUCGGCUGGCUCUGUCAGAAUUACGUUUGUCUUUGCGUUUCGUUAAUUUAGCUGCAACGUUUAAAACUUUUUGUGUUUAGAUUUGAAGACAGACUCUUCCAGCUGGUGGCGCCUUUUUCUCUGAAAUGUUUUAACAUUUUUACAGAAUUUUCUUCUUUAAUUUACAGUCGGUUAAGCUGAAGGUGGUGGGGGGACAUUUAGAUGGAGGGUCUUUGGUCAUUUAAAUGCAGGAAUCCUUCUUUUUCUAAUCUCUUCUGUUGUCGUCACACUUCAGGGCUUCAAAGAUCUGUCUUUUCUUCUGUUGCGCUCUAACCUGUAAACUUUGAACCUGACAGGAGGAAGGGGAUGUAAACUGCCGUCUGUGAAGCUGGAAUAAAGAUCUUUCUGCAGCUGGAAA